Messenger RNA from Spathaspora passalidarum NRRL Y-27907, 1118 nucleotides. RefSeq names its product Rho family GTPase (gene RHO1). Lineage: Eukaryota; Fungi; Ascomycota; Pichiomycetes; Serinales; Debaryomycetaceae. The transcript has a single exon. The coding region runs from base 250 to 846 and encodes 198 amino acids. Gene Ontology annotation, molecular function: GTPase activity; GTP binding. The record is from RefSeq and is a predicted model, not a curated record. Gene Ontology annotation, biological process: small GTPase-mediated signal transduction.
UCACUGAUAAAGUCAUACCUAUCCUUUUGUUGUUUUCAAUAGUUGUGGUUACUUAGCAUCUUCCUUAGCUCCUAUAUUACAAGGUACUUUUACUAACUUCUUUACAAGAAAUUGAUUAUUUUAAAUUGAUUUAACGGUUUAACCUCAUAUUAAAGAAAAAACCGCCCCUCCCCCUUUGUUUAUUGUAACAUAUACCUAUUUGAUUAUUCAUAUAUUCCACAUUUUUAAAACAGCAUAAAUUAUAGCAUAAUGGUUAACGGUCCUGCUGAACUUCGUAGAAAAUUGGUCAUUGUCGGUGAUGGUGCUUGUGGUAAGACUUGUUUAUUAAUUGUAUUUUCCAAAGGUACUUUCCCAGAAGUUUAUGUUCCAACUGUUUUUGAAAACUACGUUGCUGAUGUCGAAGUUGAUGGUAGAAAGGUUGAAUUAGCAUUAUGGGAUACUGCUGGUCAAGAAGAUUACGAUAGAUUGAGACCAUUAUCAUACCCAGACUCAAAUGUUAUUUUGAUUUGUUUCUCAGUUGAUUCCCCUGAUUCCUUGGAUAACGUUUUAGAAAAGUGGAUUUCUGAAGUUUUACAUUUCUGUCAAGGUGUUCCAAUCAUUUUGGUUGGCUGUAAGUCUGAUUUAAGAGAUGACCCUCAUACUAUUGAAGCUUUAGCUGCUCAACAACAACGACCAGUUACUUCCCAAGAAGGACAAGAAGUUGCCGACAGAAUUGGUGCAUUCCAAUACUUGGAAUGUUCUGCCAAGACUGGUAGAGGUGUUAGAGAAGUAUUUGAAGCUGCUACCAGAGCUUCCUUGAGAGUUAAGGAAAAGAAGGAAAAGAAGAAGAAGUGUGUUGUUUUGUAAUCGAUUUUUUUUUCCUAGAAAUUGAUUUGAAUUAAUAAAUGAAAACUUUUGUUAUAAUGUUAUCAACACCAACCACCUCCACCCCACCCCACCCCCCACGCCGCCUCACCCCACCUCUACUUCUCUUUUUUGUUUCUAUGGUUUAAAUUUUCAAGAUCUUGUUGACACUUUUUGAUAGAUGGGUUUUGGAUUAUUUUUAACUAGUUUUUGUUUCUUGAAUAUGAUUAGAUUAAUGCUAUACGAGCUUUACACUGUAGUAUUUAUUAUAAUAU